GAGAACAUAAGUCUGUAUGUUAACACCGUUCUGUGUACAAAGCACCCAUCAAGGAAUAUUACUGAAAUAAAACCUGAAAAUGCUGGAAAUGUACAUCAGGCAAAAUAAGGAUGGCAGAGACUGAAAACAAUCCUAAGAAAGAAAUUAUCACACAGUUCCACGAGAAUGCAGCUAAAGGAGAUGCCGCAAAAUUGUCAACAAUGCUAAAUUAUUCUAUCUCUCUCGUGGAUGAAAUGGAUGAAAGAGGCUGGACUGCUUUGAUGUACGCUAGCAGGAAUGGACAUUUUGAGGUUGCCCAGCUGCUUCUUGAAAAAGGGUGCAACAGGUCUAUUUCAAAUAAUUCAGGACAAACAGCGCUGGAUAUUGCAAAAUUCUGGGGGCACAAGCAUGUUGCUGAUUUAUUGGCAAAUCCUAAAUCUGGUGCUAGAUCAAGAACGUGGCAUGACAGCCCAGAAGAAAGUGAGAAUUAUUUCAGCAGAACUUUGCUCAAUAGACUAAGUGAAAAAAGAAGCAACUCUGAAUGGUUAAAAAACAAACAGAUUCAAUCAACCACUGUCUACAUUUUGUUUUCCAAUUUAAAUCCAUUGGUUAUUUCAGCAAAAUGUGAAGACUCCAGAAAAACUGGCAUCCACCUCUGCAGAUUGCAGUAUGAGGAUGUAGAGCAGCUCUUGGCCAAACCAGAAGUCACUUCUAUUUUCCUAGGAACAGAGCUACAGAGGAACAAUUCUGGAUCUUGUGUUAAAUCUGCAGUAGACAAUGCCUUAGCUGAGGAUGAUGGACUUAUUGCUUGGUUUGCGGUAAAUGCAGAUUUUGUUGCUACAGAAAAAUUUAGGGUUAAAUACCCAGAUUGUUGCUUUCUCCAGCCGCUCAUCCCACAUCUAUUGAACUUAAGUAAGGAGGAGGCCGGUGUGGUAGCGCAGGCCAGGUCCGUCCUUGCCUGGCAUGGAAGGUAUAAGUUCUGUCCUACCUGUGGAAGUAGUACAAAAGUUCAAGACGGUGGUUACAAGAGGACAUGCUUGAUGGAAAACUGUCUGAGCCUCCAGGGUAUUCAUAAUACUUGCUAUCCACGUGUAGAUCCAGUUGUAAUAAUGCUGGUCAUUCAUCCUGAUGGCAAUAAUUGUCUUCUGGGAAGACAGAAGCGUUACCCUCCAGGAAUGUUUUCCUGUCUGGCAGGAUUUAUUGAACCAGGGGAGACAAUAGAGGAUGCUGUUCGAAGAGAGGUUGCAGAAGAAACUGCAGUCAAGGUUGGGCAUGUUCAAUAUGUUUCCAGUCAACCCUGGCCAAUGCCUUCGUCUCUAAUGAUUGGUUGCCAAGCUGUUGCAGUAACAACAGAAAUUAUUGUGGACAAAGAGGAAAUUAUAGAUGCCCGCUGGUUCAGUCGGCAGCAGAUCGCUGAAAUCCUGACACAACAUGGUGAGCAUCCAAUUAGCAUUCCACCACAGCAAACUAUCGCACAUGGACUAAUUAAAAAUUGGCUUAAAAAGAAUGCAAAUCUCUGAAUUCACCAUGAUGAUAGCAUCAUUCUGUUGACCUGCAAUUAAACCAGCUGAUCUGUCAAUCUUUGUGAGAAGACCAUAACAAUAUUACCAAAAAGAGAAGACACCAUUACUGAAAUAACCUUUCACCCACUACAGCGCUGACCCUGAAUUUUACCUUUGGCGGGCGUGCCCAAUCGGCGGGCCGGAGAGCAGUCAGGAAACAGACCGCCAAUCGCAAUCAGCCCUUGACCGCAAUUUCACUCUGGCUGUCCAAUUAACGGCCUGCCAGUGUGAAACACGUGCUGAAAUGCUCAGCGCUGCCAGGGUGGGAGUGCGGGCAAUGACUUCGGCGUGGGUGAGUGCUGCAAGAAAGC
Carcharodon carcharias (great white shark) is the source of this 1852-nucleotide messenger RNA. RefSeq names its product nudix (nucleoside diphosphate linked moiety X)-type motif 12 (gene nudt12). Gene Ontology annotation, cellular component: cytosol. Bases 111 to 1499 code for a protein of 462 amino acids. Lineage: Eukaryota; Metazoa; Chordata; Chondrichthyes; Lamniformes; Lamnidae. The transcript is spliced from 7 exons. The record is from RefSeq and is a predicted model, not a curated record. Gene Ontology annotation, molecular function: protein binding; metal ion binding; NADH pyrophosphatase activity. Gene Ontology annotation, biological process: NADP+ catabolic process; NAD+ catabolic process.